AUUGACGUACUUCCGGUUCACGCUUCAUGGAGUGUGUUGGAAGGGAGCUAGCGCGUGCCCUUCAAUCUACAUUAUUGCAUUAUUGCACUUUAUUACAUACAGAAAAGCGUUUAUUUCCACUCACAACACAUUCACGUACGAUGUGCUGAAAUCUGGUAUUUUGGUGGACGAUCCGUCUUCUACUUCUAGCGUUUUCAGCAGUGAGAAGUGGACAGGGUGACAAUGUCACGGCAACAUUCAAGAUCCCCUCUACAUUCAAGACCCUCGACGCUGCUCGGAAGGCGUGACGGAUAUUACGGUGAGCAGUACCACGCGUUGGUGCGUUCCGAUCUGUGGAGAGGUUCAGAAAAUGUUGACAACAGAACCGUGGAAGGAGGCCUACGCUGGGAUAGCGGGUCCUCUCAAGAAGUGGAGCAGGUUGACCACUGGGCCAAGUUCAUCGAGGCUAUCGGUCGUGCUGGAAAGCGGAAAGCUUCGUCGUCCAUGUCGAGGUACCAUGACCAGGACGGCGUCCAGAGUUUCGAAGAGGACUCGGGACGCUCUCCGAGACAGCUGCCUAGGGAGAGGUUGUCUUCCCCGGAAGCUUCGCACUACGGCGUGGAAACGCUUCAGAGGAUUCAGUCUCCAGGCCAGAGGAGGACCGCGCACGAUGCCGGUCUCGUAGACCGGCACUGUUCAAGAAGUUCCAGUCCUAGACAUUCACAAGCGAAGAGACACGACAGAGCGGAACAUGGAUAUCACAAUGAAGAACGCGAAGAUAGAUAUGAAAGAAGCUCCUAUAGCGAGAGGUCACUGAAGUCAAAUUAUACGGCGCACGAACUACAUUUUAAAGAAUACCAAGAUUUGGAUCCACGUGAGGGAUAUACUGUGUCGCCUAGGGGUUUCAGUCCACAUUGUGCCCCUGUUAUAGUGGAGCAUGAUCAUGGAAUCCCAAAAGACGAUGCAAGGAUCCACAAUCCAGGUAGGGACAGAGAACGUCAGAGGAGCCGUGAUCCGGCUAGGGAGCGAGGGCAUCCGAGGAACCGCGAUCCAAGUAGAGACCGAGUGUGUCCAAGGAGUCGUGAUCCGGUUAGGGACCGAGAGCGUCCAAGGAGCCGUGAUCUGGGUAGGGACCGAGAGCAACCAAGAAGCAGCGGUCCUGUCAGAGACCAAGAGCAUCCAAUGAGCCGUGAUCCGGUUAGCCAGCGAGCGCAACCAAGAAGCGGCGGUCCUGUCAGAGAGCAUCCAAGGAGCCGUGAUCCACCUAGCCGGCAAGAGCAUCCAAGGAGCCGUGAUCUGGUUAGGGACCGAGAGCAACCAAGAAGCGGCGGUCCUGUUAGGCACCAGGAGCAUCCAAGGAGCCGUGAUCCGAUUAAGGACCGAGAUCGUCCAAGGAGUCGUGAUCCUCAGAGAACCACUGAUCUGUCAAGAGACCGAGAUUAUGCAAAAAGCAGUGAACUACAAAGGGGCAGAGAUCCCACCAGGGGAAGAGAAUCUUCAAGAAGCCAGGAACGCUAUAAACAUGGAAGUGAUUAUAACCAUCAUGCAGGAACAUCCCAUGAUGGCUCCAGCAGUUCUUCAAACUAUCACGUUCGGGAAGACGCAAGAUUCCGUACCUCUUCGGCUGAAAGAGGAAGUCCCUUGCUAGGCCUGCAACACCACAAGGAGCAACCUAGGAUGGGAUCACUUUCUAGAGAGCUCCAUGGACAAAGGGCAGUGGAUGAUACAGACUUCAGAAUGGAUGAGAGCAAUAGGGCAAGAGCCUCCAUUCAUGACUGGGAGGAGGAGAUGCAAACUAGAGGGAGUCACGGUGGUGUGCUGAGACAAGGAGACGUUCUGAAAAGAAAUGCUCAACAUAGGAGCCCAAGCUAUCCUGGAACUAGAAUGGAUUUUGCCGAGACCCUCAAGAUCAAAGUGGACAUGAGUCGUCCUGUGGGCCAGAGCAGCCAGUUGGGCUAUUCCUCUGAAAGGCAGUUGUCACUCGAUUUGGUCAAUGUGGGUCGACAGCGUCUCGACUUCCUGCCCAUGCUGGAGCACUCUGGGACGUUCAGGGAGACGCCGAUGCACUCUGGGACCUUCGCGCAAGAGAUCAUCACUCUGGUGCAUCAAGUCAAAGAAAAUUAUUUUCAGGGUUAUGGUGUCACGCUUAAUGAACGGUUCUCUAACGAACAAGAGUAUUCUAUGGUGGAUGAGUUUGCAGAAGACGAGCAGGAGACGGAGGGACUCGUGAACAGGCCACUCAGUUCCACAUCUUUAGACACUCAGAUUUUCUGCAAGAUUGCGCCGAUGCAGUCCCAGAGGAAGCCGCACGUUCCUGCUCCUGGAGAUCUCCGGCACGACCUGGAGAGGAAAAGACAGGAGAGACUGGAAGGUGUGAAGAUCACGAUCGCUGGAGGAAGCUUCUCUCAGAUACUGCCUCAGAGUCAGGAGAACGAGUCCACAUACGUGGUCGACGAAGACCCGCGUGAGACAGGCUGGUCCGAAGAGGCGCCUCAGCGAACCGAACACUGGAACGACCCUCGUCCGAAAAGACCCGCCCAGAAUUUCACCGCCAAACGGAACCGCGUCCGGAAUCGACCCGGCCAGCGCACGAAAAGGAACGCGAAUAACGGCGCCCGAUGGUGAGGACCGAAGUGAUGCUCCAGUAUCGUACUCAAGCGCUUCUCGCUUUACCGUUCGACACUAGAUUAUAAUAAGUGUCAUUUUAUGUGAAAUUUCACUGCUAGUCGAUCAUAAAUUGCUCGAUUACUGACGUGACGUUCUCAUGGUUCGGUCAUCAGCAUAUGAAGAGAGCACCAGACAGCGGAGCGGUUUUAUAUCGCCCGCUUAAAGAACGUGUUCAUGUGCAGCGCCAACGAGGGAAGUGUUUCUGAAUGGCUGUCGUUUGUGUUUGUUUUUAGAGCCACCAGACGUUGAUUACCAUCACAUCACACCUACCCUGUAACAUUUAAAGCCCGUCUCCCUGUUAACCAGCUGUUACCAGAAUAAAAGCCGUGGCUUUUUUCACAACCUAAUCAUUAUUCACGAAAUUGUCCAGAGUGUAUUGUUCAUAUUAAAGGAUUUCAUUUACAUUUGUUGAAAAAAAAAAAUUAUAAAGUUCACUUAUGUUCAGAUUAUGUUUAGGUACAUUUCUGUGGCUUUGUGUUUUAAUCUGUUUUAAGAGAAACAACUGUGUGUAGGUAAUAUUGUUGUACAUAUAGUUUUGUAUGAAAUAAAUAUACACAACAAUGGUUUGCCUUU
This is a messenger RNA of Ictalurus furcatus (blue catfish), 3219 nucleotides long. RefSeq lists its product as uncharacterized. The transcript has 11 exons. Gene Ontology annotation, molecular function: DNA binding; transcription coregulator activity. Lineage: Eukaryota; Metazoa; Chordata; Actinopteri; Siluriformes; Ictaluridae. The coding region runs from base 223 to 2604 and encodes 793 amino acids. Gene Ontology annotation, biological process: positive regulation of transcription by RNA polymerase II. The record is from RefSeq and is a predicted model, not a curated record. Gene Ontology annotation, cellular component: mediator complex.